This is a messenger RNA of Indicator indicator, 1134 nucleotides long. RefSeq names its product adrenoceptor alpha 2B (gene ADRA2B). NCBI's taxonomy places the organism in Eukaryota, Metazoa, Chordata, Aves, Piciformes, Indicatoridae. The record is from RefSeq and is a predicted model, not a curated record. The transcript is spliced from 3 exons. Gene Ontology annotation, cellular component: membrane. Bases 1 to 1134 code for a protein of 377 amino acids. Gene Ontology annotation, biological process: adenylate cyclase-activating adrenergic receptor signaling pathway. Gene Ontology annotation, molecular function: adrenergic receptor activity.
AUGGAGGGGCCCCGGGGCGGCUACUCCGUGCAAGCCGCGGCCACCAUCGCCGCCAUCAUCACCUUCUUGGUGCUCUUCACCGUGGCGGGCAACGGCCUGGUGAUCCUGGCCGUGCUCAGCAGCCGCUCGCUGCGGGCGCCCCAGAACCUCUUCCUGGUGUCCUUGGCGGCCGCCGACAUCCUGGUGGCCACCCUCAUCAUCCCCUUCUCCCUGGCCAACGAGCUGCUGGGCUAUUGGUACUUCCAGCAGGCCUGGUGCCAGCUCUACCUGGCGCUGGACGUCCUCUUCUGCACCUCCUCCAUCGUGCACCUCUGCGCCAUCAGCCUGGACCGGUACUGGGCGGUCAGCAGGGCCGUGCCGUGCCGCACCCCGCGCCGCGUCAAGCUCAGCAUCCUGCUGGUCUGGACCAUCGCUGCCAUCAUCUCCCUCCCGCCCCUGCUCUACCAGGGCGAGCGGAAGGCAGCGGCCGGCGAGGAGAGGCCUCAGUGCCGGCUGAACGAGGAGGCCUGGUACGUCCUCUCUUCCAGCGUGGGCUCCUUCUUCGCCCCCUGCCUCAUCAUGGUCCUGGUCUACCUCCGCAUCUACCUGAUCGCCAGGCGCCGCCACCGCGCCCGCACUCUGUUGAGCCCUGGGGAGCCCCCAGUGUCCCCCAGCACUGGGACUGGGCCAGCCCCACAGCCCAGGGGACAGCCCAGGGCACAGCCCAAGGACACUCUGAACGCUGGGACAGAGCCCUCCCCACAGCCCAGGGCACAGCCCAGGGACACCCUGGCCACCAGGUCGGGGCAGGUGGUGCUGGCGCGGGGGCUGCCGGCGCUGAGCGCCUGGCGGAGGAAGGCUCAGCUGAACAGGGAGCAGCGCUUCACCUUCGUGCUGGCCGUGGUCAUCGGCGCCUUCGUGCUCUGCUGGUUCCCCUUCUUCUUCCUCUACAGCCUGGGUGCCCUCUGUCCCCACCGCUGCAAGGUCCCCGACGGUGUCUUCCAGUUCUUCUUCUGGGUUGGGUACCUGAACAGCUCUCUCAACCCUCUCAUCUACACCAUCUUCAACCAGGACUUCCGUGCAGCCUUCCGACGCCUCCUCUGCCGCCGCCGACGGAGGGGCUUCCGGUCAUCACUGCCUUCUUUCUCUGCCUGA